AUGAGCGCGCCUGCCAGCUGCAUUGCGGGCUAUAGGCUUGCUGUUCGCACGCAGGGCAGUCACGGUGGCCUCAAUCUUUGCGCUUCCUUCUUCAACGCUCGAGCAGCACCAGUCUUGCAGCAUGAGUAUCACUCCAAGCAUCACCAACAGCCGGGUGCAAGCAUCUGGAGCUUAGCUCGUCUACGUCCAUUGAGCUUGCAGCAGCGUAUCACCAAGGUCCAGAGUGCAGCCGUGACGCGCUUUGCAUCUCAUGCUGCAGCGGAGCCGCACGACGAGGAGACCCCUACCACACCGCCAUUCAGCGCUGGACCCUACUCGAACCUGACUAUCGGUGUUCCCAAAGAGAGCUUCCCAGGCGAACGCAGAGUUGCCAUCACACCGCAAAAUGUCAAACUUCUGCUCAAGAAAGGGUUCUCACGCGUCCUCAUUGAGCGUGGUGCUGGUGCCGAAGCUCAAUUCACCGACGAGGCGUACGAGCAGGCAGGCGCUAAGACUGUCGACCGUAGGAGCGUCUUUUCCGAGGCUGACAUCAUGCUAAAGGUCAGGCCUCUAAGCAUUGAUGGAGAAGAUAGUGAAGUCGAUGCCAUCCGUGAAGGUGCUACUGUCAUUUCUUUUCUCUACCCUGUACAGAACAAGCAUAUUGUAGACCGCAUUGCAUCGCGAAAGGCUACUGCAUUCGCCAUGGAUAUGGUUCCUCGUAUUUCUCGAGCCCAGGUUUUCGAUGCUUUGAGUUCAAUGGCCAACAUUGCUGGAUACAAGGCCGUUUUGGAAGCCUCGAACCACUUCGGACGUUUCCUGACCGGUCAGACAACCGCCGCUGGAAAAAUCCCACCUUGCAAAGUUCUGGUAAUCGGUGCCGGUGUCGCAGGCUUAAGUGCCAUUGCAACUGCACGUCGCAUGGGCGCCAUUGUCCGUGGAUUCGACACUCGCUCGGCAGCUCGUGAACAAGUCCAAUCUCUUGGUGCUGAAUUCAUCGAGGUCGAAAUCGAAGAAGCCGGAGACGGAGCUGGCGGCUAUGCCAAAGUGAUGUCAAAGGAAUUCAUCGAGGCCGAGAUGAAGCUCUUCUAUGAGCAGUGUCGAGAAGUCGAUAUUGUCAUCACCACUGCUCUUAUACCUGGAAAGCCUGCGCCAAAACUCAUUACGAAGCAGAUGCUGGCAGCAAUGCAUCCCGGAUCCGUGGUUGUGGAUCUCGCAGCUGAGGCAGGUGGCAACUGCGAAGCGACCGUGCCCGGAGAGCUGACCAGAUAUAAAGACGUAACUGUUAUUGGCUAUACUGAUCUCCCAUCUCGUCUGCCUACGCAGUCAUCUACGCUCUACUCUAACAAUGUGACUAAGCUGCUAUUCUCUCUGGUGCCAAAAGACAAGAGAGAGAAGUACUACGACAUCGAUCUGACCGAUGAGGUCACACGCGGCUCUAUUGUCACGUAUGAUGGAAAGAUUCUCCCCCCUGCUCCUCGACCUGCAGGUCCACCAGCGCAAGCCAAGCCUGCGCCUUCGCGUGCCGAUCAGGUCGCAAACAUCGUUGCUUUGACACCUUGGCAGACCCAGUCUCGUCAAGUCGCAACUUUAACUGCUGGCAUGACUACUGCCCUUGCUCUCGGCAAGUACACUUCGCCACUCUUCAUGUCCAACGCUUUCACAUUCGCCCUGGCUAGUCUGAUCGGCUACCGCGUCGUCUGGGGAGUUGCACCGGCCCUUCACUCUCCGCUUAUGAGUGUCACCAACGCCAUCUCUGGUAUGGUCGGGAUUGGUGGCCUCUUCGUCAUGGGCGGGGGCUACUUACCGGGCACUAUCCCCCAGGCUCUCGGUUCUCUGUCCGUUUUGCUCGCAUCUGUCAACGUCGCAGGAGGCUUCAUGAUCACCAAGCGCAUGUUGGAUAUGUUCAAACGCCCAACGGACCCUCCUGAGUAUCCAUGGCUAUACGCAAUUCCUGCUGUCAUCUUUGGCGGAGGUUAUGUCGCUGCAGUCUCGACAGGAAUGGCUGGACUGGUACAGGCUGGGUACCUGGUCAGCAGCGUACUUUGUGUGACUUCGCUCUCUGGUCUGGCUUCGCAGGUCACUGCCCGUCGCGGUAACUUGCUCGGUAUACUCGGUGUUAUGUCCGGUAUCCUCGCUUCUUUGGCCGCAGUCGGCUUCUCAAACGAGGUACUCGUACAGUUUGCUGGAGUCGCUGCCAUUGGUACCAUUGCUGGACUUGCGAUCGGCAAGCGUAUCACGCCCACUUCGCUUCCGCAGACAGUUGCCGCGCUGCACUCAGUCGUCGGUCUCGCGGCUGUGCUUACUAGCAUCGGUAGUGUUGUCGGUCACACUGGUGAUAUCUCCACUCUGCACUUGGUCAGCGCUUACCUUGGCGUUUUGAUUGGUGGUGUGACAUUCACUGGAAGUAUCGUUGCCUUCUUGAAGCUGGCAGCGAAGAUGUCGUCGAAACCCUUGGUUCUUCCUGGACGACAUCUUGUCAACAGCACCCUCCUGGGCGCGAACUUUGCCACUCUAGGAGCGUUCCUGGCAUAUGCACCUGGAGCUCCCCUCAUUGGCGCAGCUUGUCUGUGCGGCAACGCGGUACUGAGUUUCAUCCAAGGCUACACUACCACAGCAGCCAUCGGUGGCGCGGACAUGCCCGUCGUCAUCACAGUGCUGAACGCAUACUCUGGAUUCGCUCUCGUUGCUGAGGGCUUCAUGUUAGACAACUCUUUGCUUACCACAGUCGGCGCCCUUAUCGGCGUCUCGGGCUCGAUUCUCUCGUACAUUAUGUGUGUGGCCAUGAACAGAUCGCUCACCAAUGUGCUGUUUGGAGGCAUAGCUGCAACACCUCAGACACAGACAAAGAUCGAGGGCGAAAUCACCAGGACCACCUCUGAAGAGACAGCGGAGGCAUUAGUGAAUGCUGAGAAUGUUAUAAUCGUCGUUGGAUACGGAAUGGCUGUCGCGAAGGCACAGUACGCGAUCUCUGACUUCGUCAAGGCCCUCCGCGCCAAGGGUAUCAACGUGCGCUUCGCCAUCCAUCCAGUCGCAGGUCGCAUGCCAGGUCAAUGCAACGUGCUGCUUGCCGAAGCCAGUGUGCCGUACGACAUCGUGCUGGAAAUGGACGAGAUCAACGAUGACUUCCCUGAAACCGAUGUUACGCUCGUAAUUGGUGCGAACGACACGGUCAAUCCUAUUGCCCUUGAGCCUGGAUCUGCCAUCGCUGGCAUGCCGGUCUUGCACGCUUGGAAGAGCAAGCAGGUCAUUAUUAUGAAGAGGGGCAUGGCCAGUGGAUAUGCGGACGUGCCAAAUCCAAUGUUUUACAUGGAGAACACGAAGAUGCUGUUCGGCGACGCCAAUGACAGCUGCAACGCCAUCAAACGCGCGUUGGAGGAGAAAAUCAAGGGUCUCUGA
This is a messenger RNA of Didymella exigua CBS 183.55, 3375 nucleotides long. Its product is annotated as NAD(P) transhydrogenase mitochondrial precursor. Gene Ontology annotation, biological process: NADPH regeneration; proton transmembrane transport. Gene Ontology annotation, cellular component: mitochondrial inner membrane. Bases 1 to 3375 code for a protein of 1124 amino acids. NCBI's taxonomy places the organism in Eukaryota, Fungi, Ascomycota, Dothideomycetes, Pleosporales, Didymellaceae. Gene Ontology annotation, molecular function: NAD binding; NADP binding. The record is from RefSeq and is a predicted model, not a curated record. The transcript has 8 exons.